Molecule: messenger RNA, 3321 nt
Organism: Cebus imitator (Panamanian white-faced capuchin)
Lineage: Eukaryota; Metazoa; Chordata; Mammalia; Primates; Cebidae
Gene: LRRC4B
Product: leucine rich repeat containing 4B
Exons: 3
Coding region: 537-2672 (711 amino acids)
Cellular component (GO): plasma membrane
Molecular function (GO): protein binding
Source: RefSeq, a predicted model, not a curated record
UCCGCUCCCGUCUCCGCCGCUCUCGGCUGCUCUCGGUCGCUGCCGCACCGUCCGAGGCGGGGGCCGGGGCCGGGGCCGGGGCCUGGGGGGGGGUGGGGUGGGGGGAGAGCGGCGCCGGCGGGCCCGAGGAGGGAGGAAGGAAGGAAGGAAGGCUGGAAGGAAGGAAGCCAGGAAAGAAGGAAGGAAAGAAAGGAAGGCAAGAAGGAAGGCGGGCGGCGGGCGAGGGCGCCGGGCCGGACGGCGGGCGGGCGCGAGGCGAGGAGGCAGCGCGGCCCCCCCAGCCCCGCCGCCGCCGCCGCCGCCGCAGCCGCGGAAGCCCCCUCCCCACCCAGGAGUCGGGGAGGGGGGAGAGCGCGAGAGAGGCUCCCGGCCCGGCCGCAGCCCCGCCCCCCGCGCCUCCCCGCAGCGGGCCUUGCACCCCAAAUUCCUGAGCCUCAUUGGGGGGGUCCUCCCCCCACGGGCCGGGCAUGCUGCCCCCCGGAAGGAGUCCCUCUCCUUGCUCCCCCCAGUGUCCACGCGGAGCAUGAACAUUGAGGAUGGCGCGUGCCCGCGGCUCCCCGUGCCCCCCGCUGCCGCCCGGUAGGAUGUCCUGGCCCCACGGGGCACUGCUCUUCCUCUGGCUCUUCUCCCCACCCCUGGGGGCCGGUGGAGGUGGAGUGGCCAUGACGUCUGCCGCUGCAGGGGGCUCUCCGCCGGCCACCUCCUGCCCCGAGGCCUGCUCCUGCAGCAACCAGGCCAGCCGGGUGAUCUGCACACGGAGAGAGCUGGCUGAAGUCCCGGCCAGCAUCCCAGUUAACACGCGGUACCUGAACCUGCAGGAGAACGGCAUCCAGGUGAUCCGGACGGACACGUUCAAGCACCUGCGGCACCUGGAGAUUCUGCAGCUGAGCAAGAACCUAGUGCGCAAGAUCGAGGUGGGCGCCUUCAACGGGCUGCCCAGCCUCAACACGCUGGAGCUGUUUGACAACCGGCUGACCACGGUGCCCACGCAGGCCUUCGAGUACCUGUCUAAGCUGCGGGAGCUCUGGCUGCGCAACAACCCCAUCGAGAGCAUCCCCUCUUACGCCUUCAACCGUGUGCCCUCGCUGCGGCGCCUGGACCUGGGCGAGCUCAAGCGGCUGGAGUACAUCUCCGAGGCGGCCUUCGAGGGGCUGGUCAACCUGCGCUACCUCAACCUGGGCAUGUGCAACCUCAAGGACAUCCCCAACCUGACGGCCCUGGUGCGCCUGGAGGAGCUGGAGCUGUCGGGCAACCGGCUGGACCUGAUCCGCCCGGGCUCCUUCCAGGGUCUCACCAGCCUGCGCAAGCUGUGGCUCAUGCACGCCCAGGUGGCCACCAUCGAGCGCAACGCCUUCGACGACCUCAAGUCGCUGGAGGAGCUCAACCUGUCCCACAACAACCUGAUGUCGCUGCCCCACGACCUCUUCACGCCCCUGCACCGCCUCGAGCGUGUGCACCUCAACCACAACCCCUGGCACUGCAACUGCGACGUGCUCUGGCUGAGCUGGUGGCUCAAGGAGACGGUGCCCAGCAACACCACGUGCUGCGCGCGCUGCCACGCGCCCGCCGGCCUCAAGGGUCGCUACAUCGGGGAGCUGGACCAGUCGCACUUCACCUGCUACGCGCCCGUCAUCGUGGAGCCGCCCACGGACCUCAACGUCACCGAGGGCAUGGCCGCUGAGCUCAAAUGCCGCACGGGCACCUCCAUGACCUCCGUCAACUGGCUGACGCCCAAUGGCACCCUCAUGACCCACGGCUCCUACCGCGUGCGCAUCUCCGUCCUGCAUGACGGCACGCUCAACUUCACCAACGUCACCGUGCAGGACACGGGCCAGUACACGUGCAUGGUGACGAACUCGGCCGGCAACACCACCGCCUCGGCCACGCUCAACGUCUCGGCCGUGGACCCCAUGGCAGCCGGGGGCACCGGCGGGGGCGGCCCUGGGGGCGGUGGUGGUGUCGGAGGGGGCAGUGGCGGCUACACCUACUUCACCACGGUGACCGUGGAGACCCUGGAGACGCAGCCUGGAGAGGAGGCCCUGCAGCCGCGGGGAACGGAGAAGGAACCGCCAGGGCCCACGACGGACGGUGUCUGGGGCGGGGGCCGGCCGGGGGACGCGGCCGGCCCGGCCUCGUCGUCAACCACGGCACCGGCCCCGCGCUCCUCGCGGCCCACGGAGAAGGCGUUCACGGUGCCCAUCACGGAUGUGACGGAGAACGCCCUCAAGGACCUGGACGACGUCAUGAAGACCACCAAGAUCAUCAUCGGCUGCUUCGUGGCCAUCACAUUCAUGGCCGCGGUGAUGCUGGUGGCCUUCUACAAGCUGCGCAAGCAGCACCAGCUCCACAAGCACCACGGGCCCACGCGCACCGUGGAGAUCAUCAACGUGGAGGACGAGCUGCCCGCCGCCUCGGCUGUGUCCGUGGCCGCCGCGGCCGCCGUGGCCGGUGGGGGUGGCGUGGGCGGGGACAGCCACCUGGCCCUGCCCGCCCUGGAGCGAGACCACCUCAACCACCACCACUAUGUGGCUGCAGCCUUCAAGGCGCACUACAGCAGCAACCCCAGCGGCGGGGGCUGCGGGGGGAAGGGCCCGCCCGGCCUCAACUCCAUCCACGAACCUCUGCUCUUCAAGAGCGGCUCCAAGGAGAACGUGCAAGAGACGCAGAUCUGAGGCUGCAGGGCCAGAUGGGCGAGGGGCGCGGAGCCCCCCACCCUGGUCCCAGCCCCACCAGGACCCCUCCUUCCCACAGCCCAGCCCACCUUCUGGGACCACGCAGGGAAUUGGGGAGAGGUGGCUUCCAGCCUCAUCUGGGGCACGGACUCCCAGUGAGGACAGGGUGGGGCUCCAGAAGCAGAGUCUCCGGGGGUCCUCACCUCACACCCCACCGAUCCCUGGUGACGGGAGGGGACAUGGGAUCCAGAAGUGGCCCGGGUUCUCCUCACUUCCUCCUGGCUCUCCCGACUGUUCCCGGCCCGCCGCCUUCCAGGGGAGAGAGGAGAUUUUUCCAGGCGUGCCCUUUCCCCUUGGCCCCAGACACCCUCCUUUUACGGUUGUUUUUGCAGUUUGACGCCCAUCCCUCCCUCCCACCCUUCCGCCCUUCGAAACUGAAGAGACGGACGUGUCGCCAGAGCUCCUGCACCCUGGCCUGUCCUUCCUGGCCGGCAGUCCCUGUCGUGGGCGGGGUGGGGGUGGCAGCCUCCACCCGCCCCAGCCCCACCUGCCCCACAGACACUUUUGAUACUGAAGGGAGGUUUGCGUCAAUGACUACCUGCUCUGUAAUUACUUUAAAAAAAAAAAAACAUGGAAAAAGUAAAAAAAA